AUGGCUGAAAUCGGUGAGUUGAGAGGUUGUCUUGCCCGCAUGGAGCAAGCUGCCACCAUGACGACUAUUUCCAAGGUGGAUGUCCCUGCCGAAGAAGAGGUUAAUUAUAACUCACGCACCUCGUGGGGUUGCAGUUGUCCUAUUGACAAUUACGGAUGGGAUUUCGGUCAUACUACAGAAUGUAAUUCGAGCACCGUUACCACUGCGUCCUUAAAUUCCCAUAUCGACUCUGGGGCUGAUGAGCAUGAUGAUAUAGUGCCAUGUAAAGCUGAUGAAUGGGACGUUCGUGUCAUUGAUGAUGAUAUGGUGCCAUGUAAAGUUGAUGAAUGGGGUGUUCGUGUCGUUGAUGAUACAGUGCCAUGUAAAGCUGAUGAAUGGGGUGUUCGUUUCAUGGUACAUGAAGGAAAUAUGCAAUCGAAGAAAGUCGAGUUGGAGAAAGACCAACAACCUGGGUUUGGGGAGUCGCUCCAAAGUUACCCGGAAGAGGACAGCCGCCCUUCUUCUGUUGUAAUUUCGGUAGCCCAGGUCCAGGCCUCGGCGCCGGACCCAACCGACAUCAACCAACCACCUUGCGCUUUCCAAUUGAAGGAGUUCCCUGGGAGAGACCUCAGUAACGGGCUGCUUUUCAACAAAAAAAUUACAGAUUUCAUGCAGGAGCUUGAUGAUAUCAUGUUCUGGUUCGCCAAAGACCACCUCCCGAAAGAUGAACAGGUACGCGUGAUCUUUGAAACUAUCAACAAGGAGAUUAAUCUGCUUAUCCUCACGUUGACCAAACUCGAGAUAUUCCCCAGCCCAGAGAAUACGAUCGAGAAUGCCGUUCUCAAGGGCUGUGAAUCCAUUAGCGAGAUCGUGGUGUACAUGGUUGACAUCCACAUCUACGAGGUCGAACUCAAAGAGUCUAAGUAUGAAGCUGCUGCGGAAGCGGAAGAGGGUGUGGAAGAGUGUGAUUGUUGGUGUGAUGGGCAUCGGCGUCAUGAACGUUGGUUUGUUGAAUGCUCGAAUGCCAAAGUCGACACUAAGGACAAAGCCGAGGACGCUAAGAUCGAGAUACAGACUUCCAACAUUCGGGAAUACCUCAAACUGCUCUUGGAAUCGGUCAAAAGAUGGGUAUAUGCCGUGUUGAAAAGUAGCGACGAGCGAGUCAGGUCGAAGGACACCGUAUUGAAAUUUGACACUUAUGGUCGUUGA
Molecule: messenger RNA, 1188 nt
Organism: Penicillium taxi
Lineage: Eukaryota; Fungi; Ascomycota; Eurotiomycetes; Eurotiales; Aspergillaceae
Exons: 2
Coding region: 1-1188 (395 amino acids)
Source: RefSeq, a predicted model, not a curated record